CUUGAUUCCUGGUUUGCACAGUACCUGGGUCCAGCCUGCAGUCCUGAGGUUCAGUUCAGAGCCUGUCAUCUGAACCAUGAGGAUCUGGUGGCUUCUGCUUGCCAUUGGAAUCUGCACAGGGGGCGUAAACUCACAGGACACGUGCAGACAAGGGCACCCUGGCAUCCCUGGGAACCCCGGUCACAAUGGUCUGCCUGGAAGAGAUGGACGAGACGGAGCAAAGGGUGACAAAGGGGACGCAGGAGAACCGGGACAUCCCGGCAGCCCGGGAAAGGAUGGGACGAGUGGAGAGAAGGGAGAACGAGGAGCAGAUGGAAAAGUUGAAGCAAAAGGCAUCAAAGGUGAUCAAGGCUCGAGAGGAUCACCAGGAAAACAUGGGCCGAAGGGGCUUGCAGGCCCCAUGGGAGAGAAAGGCCUCCAAGGAGAGACAGGGCCUCAGGGGCAGAAGGGGAACAAGGGUGACGUGGGUCCCACUGGUCCUGAGGGGCCAAGGGGCAACACUGGACCUUUGGGCCCAACUGGUUUACCAGGCCCCAUGGGCCCUAUUGGAAAGCCUGGACCCAAGGGAGAGGCUGGACCCAUGGGGCCCCAGGGUGAGCCAGGAGUCCGGGGAACAAGAGGCUGGAAAGGGGAUCGAGGCGAGAAAGGGAAAAUCGGGGAGACUCUAGUCUUGCCAAAAAGCGCUUUCACUGUGGGGCUCACUGUGCUGAGCAAGUUUCCUUCUUCAGAUGUGCCCAUUAAAUUUGAUAAGAUCCUGUUUAAUGAAUUCAAUCAUUAUGACAUCACCACGGGGAAGUUCACCUGCCACAUUGCCGGGGUCUAUUACUUCACCUACCACAUCACCGUGUUCUCCAGGAACGUUCAGGUGUCUUUGGUCAAAAAUGGAAUAAAAAUACUACACACCAAAGACGCUUACAUGAGCUCCGAGGACCAGGCCUCGGGCGGCACCGUCCUGCAGCUGAGGCUCGGGGAUGAGGUGUGGCUGCAGGUGACAGGAGGAGAGAGGUUCAAUGGCUUGUUUGCUGAUGAGGAUGAUGACACAACUUUCACAGGGUUCCUUCUGUUCAGCAGCCCGUGACAGAGGAGCGUUUAUAAAUCCGCCACACCAUCCAUCAGCAUCAGCUUGGUGACCAACUUAUUCUGAUGAUUUUACUUUAUUAAUUCCUCCGAUUAUUGCAAGAAUUAUAAACGGAAAAGUUAUUCCUAAAAUUGACUCUGUGUAACUUACUGUCUUUCCAGGAGUAAAUGUUUAAAAUA
This is a messenger RNA of Saimiri boliviensis boliviensis (Bolivian squirrel monkey), 1257 nucleotides long. RefSeq names its product C1q and TNF related 9 (gene C1QTNF9). NCBI's taxonomy places the organism in Eukaryota, Metazoa, Chordata, Mammalia, Primates, Cebidae. The record is from RefSeq and is a predicted model, not a curated record. Gene Ontology annotation, molecular function: protein binding.